Messenger RNA from Dufourea novaeangliae, 3375 nucleotides. It is a transcript of the gene Lon, whose product is annotated as lon protease homolog, mitochondrial. Gene Ontology annotation, biological process: protein catabolic process; chaperone-mediated protein complex assembly; mitochondrion organization. The transcript is spliced from 11 exons. Gene Ontology annotation, cellular component: mitochondrial matrix. NCBI's taxonomy places the organism in Eukaryota, Metazoa, Arthropoda, Insecta, Hymenoptera, Halictidae. The record is from RefSeq and is a predicted model, not a curated record. The coding region runs from base 191 to 3193 and encodes 1000 amino acids. Gene Ontology annotation, molecular function: ATP hydrolysis activity; serine-type endopeptidase activity; single-stranded DNA binding.
GAACAACAAACGAAUAUCACUGCUCUUUUCACCCUAACCGGUGUCUUGGUUAGCAGAAUUUCAUCAGACUGCUUGAGUGCUGGAUUUAAGAUUCUAACCUCGUACCAGUUCCAAGUAUUUAUAUAUAUAUAUAUAUUUAGACCUAACGUGCGUGUAACAUUUAUCUGAAUUUUGAACGAUACUGGGAACAAUGCGUUUCGUCACAGCGGUCAAUUCCAAGAUGUUGCCCGUUUUCCGGCACCGCGUCACAAUCGUCCGAUCUUUUUGCAAAAACCAACGUUUUCAUCAUCAAGAAUUGUCAAUGCACAUACGACCCUCACAAAUCCGGAGAACCGAUCUUACUGAGUAUCUUGGAUGGUUUACCAGGAGCACGCGUGGCUAUCGUCACACUGCAGCUAUUAUCUCAAUAAGAUCCUUCGCAACUAAGAAAUAUAAUGAUAGAGAAACGCCAAAUGAAAAUGAUGGAGAUCAAAUCGACGAUCCAGCUUCAUUGCCUGCCACUGUUGUUGUACCAGAAGUAUGGCCUCAUUUACCCGUCAUAGCAAUUAAUAGGAAUCCUGUGUUUCCCAGAUUUAUAAAACUUAUCGAGCUCACUAAUCCAAUUCUCAUGGAUUUAGUUCGCAGAAAAGUAAAAUUGAAUCAGCCUUAUGUUGGAAUAUUCUUGAAGAAGACAGAAGAAAAUGAAGCAGAAGUUGUACAAAAUUUAGAUGAUAUUUAUCCUGUUGGAACAUUUGCACAGAUACAUGAAGUACAAGAUUUAGGGAAUCGAUUAAGAUUGGUUGUAAUGGCACAUAGGAGGAUUAAAGUUGUUGGUCAAAUUUUAGAAGAUAUAGUACCAAAUUCCGUGCAUGACGACACUGUACCCAGUAGCAAACCGAGUCGUAGAUCGUUAAUGCGCAAGAAGAUUGAGAACAAAAUAUCAGAGGCAGAAAGAGUCAAAAAGAUCGAACAAACAACUAGUAAUCCUGAAAGUAAAACACCGGAAAAGUCAUCACCGGAGCAUACAGAUGACAAAGUUAAUGCUGCGGAAUCUGCUGGUACUGAGGCUCAAGCUAGUACUCAACCAUUGUUAAUGGUAGAAGUAGUAAAUAUUACGCAUGAGAAAUUUAGACAGACUGAAGAAAUUAAGGCUUUAACACAAGAAUUAAUUAAAACAAUUCGUGAUAUAAUAAGUAUGAAUCCACUGUACCGUGAAUCUUUACAACAAAUGUUACAUCAAGGUCAGAGGGUUGUAGACAAUCCAGUUUAUUUGAGUGACCUAGGUGCAGCUUUGACUGGAGCGGAUGCACAAGAACUGCAACAAGUAUUAGAAGAAAUGGAUAUUUUAAAAAGAUUAAGAUUAUCGCUUGCAUUAUUAAAAAAAGAGUAUGAACUGAGUAAACUACAACAAAAAAUUGGUAAGGAAGUAGAGGAGAAAGUCAAACAGCAGCACCGAAAAUACAUUCUUCAUGAACAAUUAAAAGUUAUUAAAAAGGAACUGGGAUUGGAAAAGGAUGAUAAAGACGCGAUAGCUGAAAAAUAUAGAGAACGAAUAAGAGAGAAAACAGUUCCAAAGCCAGUAAUGGAUGUACUUGAAGAAGAAUUAAAUAAGUUGACUUUCUUAGAGAGUCAUAGUAGUGAAUUCAAUGUUACAAGGAAUUAUUUAGAUUGGCUUACGUCUCUGCCGUGGGGUAUUACUAGUACGGAAAAUUUAAAUCUUCAGCAGGCGAUUGAGAUAUUAGAUAAAGAUCACUAUGGAAUGGAAGAUAUAAAGAAACGAAUUUUGGAAUUCAUUGCCGUCAGCCAAUUAAAGGGGUCAACACAAGGAAAAAUAUUAUGUUUCCAUGGACCACCUGGUGUUGGAAAGACAUCAAUAGCCAAGUCGAUUUCUCGUGCACUUAAUAGAGAAUAUUUUAGAUUUAGUGUUGGUGGAAUGACAGAUGUCGCGGAAAUCAAAGGGCAUAGACGAACAUACGUGGGAGCUAUGCCUGGGAAAAUUAUUCAAUGCUUGAAAAAAACUAAGACUGAAAAUCCACUAGUUCUUAUAGACGAAGUCGAUAAAAUAGGAAAGGGUCAUCAAGGUGAUCCUGCAUCUGCCCUCCUCGAAAUGCUGGACCCAGAACAGAAUGCGAACUUCCUAGAUCAUUAUCUGGACGUAUCCGUUGAUCUUUCGAAAGUUCUCUUUAUUUGCACGGCGAAUGUGAUCGAUACAAUUCCAGAACCUCUUAGAGAUCGUAUGGAAAUGAUAGACAUGUCGGGCUACGUUGCAGAAGAAAAGCUUGCAAUCGCCAAACAAUACUUAGUCCCGCAAGCCAUGAACGAUUCCGGUCUUUCUGACACACAAAUUCAUAUUAGCGAUGAUGCGCUUACCUUAUUAAUUAAAUCUUAUUGUCGGGAAUCAGGCGUUAGAAGUUUGCAGAAACACAUAGAGAAAGUUCAUCGAAAGGUGGCGUUUAAAGUCGUAAAGAAAGAAGCUGAAAAGGUUGACGUGACUGCAGAGAAUUUACACGAUUUUGUGGGCAAACCUGUAUUCACCCACGACAGAAUGUACGAGGUAACACCUCCUGGGGUCGUAAUGGGUCUCGCAUGGACAGCAAUGGGUGGUUCCACAUUGUUUAUCGAAACAACAAUUAGAAAACCUUCUAUAAAGAAAUCGGAAGGUACUUUUGAUAUCACUGGCCACUUGGGCGACGUAAUGAAAGAAUCCAUUCAAAUAGCGAUGACAGUCGCGAGGAGAUUUUUGAGCCAGGAAGAUCCUAAUAAUACUUUUCUUUACGAUGCUCACCUACACUUGCACGUGCCUGAAGGCGCCACACCAAAAGAUGGUCCCAGUGCAGGUGUUACUAUUGCGAUAGCGUUAAUUUCGCUUGCUAAGAAUAAAUCGAUCAGACAAAAUGUUGCGAUGACUGGUGAACUUAGUCUCAUGGGCAGGGUUCUUCCAGUUGGUGGUAUCAAAGAGAAAACAAUCGCUGCGAAACGAGUCGGUGUAAACUGCGUAAUUCUACCCGAGGAAAAUAAGAAGGAUUACAACGACUUACCUAAAUAUAUUACGGAUGGUCUCGAAGUUCAUUUUGCUACAACUUUUGCGGACGUGUAUCGCAUAUGUUUUGCAGAAGAGCAAGGGACUGAGACUGUUCGUCGCGAAGAACAUGUAAAUGUUAAUGUUUCAACUCCACAAACUGCCCCGCUUCUUGGUAAAAAUGCCGACUAUUAGAAGCGAAGUACUCUUACACUAUUUAAGUUCGAUACCAUUAGACUUCAAAGUCUAUUCUGACUCGUAUUAUUUGAAAUAAUGUGAUGAUGAAAGGUUAUUCAGAACUUUAUCGAUCAAUUUUAUUUCAUCUACUACUAAAGCCAAAUUUUCAUUCAGAUUUCCUUAACCAAGCAUUUCUCUAC